UUCUCCAUAUCCCACUUUUAGACUUAAUCCUCGUUUCGAUGUGAUGGCUCACAAAUAGGGCUGUUUCUUCAUUUAUUCAGUUCUGCUGCUAAGACUACUAGAGGACAAACUGAUCACAUUUACACUCUCUGCUGCGGUCUAGCUCUACUCAGUGUGUUUCUAUUUGAAAUAUUUUCUAUCAAUAACGUGUUAUCCUUUGUCUUUUUUCCUGUAUAAAAAAAGACACCAGGACCAGUCCUACUGUGUCCUCUGUACCUCUUCUGUCCUCCCAAACCCAGCCGGUGGAGGCAGAUGGCCACCUGUCCUGAGRCUGGAUCUGCUCAGGAAGGGAGACAGUGAUCAGUGAUGAAGUGAUUCAACACAAUCUGCUGGCUUCUUUAGACUGAUUGUUUUUUUGUACAGUGCCCUGAGAUGACGUUUGUUGUGACAUGGCYCUAUAAAAAUAAACUUAAGCUUCAGAAAUUGUCAAGUUCAUGACCAUUUGUGGUUUUGUUCUUCUUGCACCAAUUUCGUGUGAAGAUUUGUUGCAAAUGUUUCACAAUUUGUGCCCAUGACUACCAUCUAUUUCUGUGGCCCCAGCUAUGUGUGACUGUCUUUAGGAAUGAGCCCCGACUAUAUUACACCCUGGUCCCUCCCCCAGAAGCGGUGCUAAAGUAACAGCUGAUGUCAGUCCUGCUUAAAGACAUACACACAUCUACGCACGCGCCACAACCUGUCUAACAGGGGAGGCACAGUGGAGGAACGGUCAAAGGGGAGGGGGUCUCCUACACCUUCUUCUCCCCUGCCCUCCCUGUCAGAUCAGCACUUGGCAAGUGGGAAGCUCUCCAUGCACCACUCACAAAUCCACAAUCCAAACCCUGAAACCCAAGUUACUACAGACAGAAAAGGGGCAGGGUUAUCUACUGCUCUCUGGACCCCCAUGUGCUGGCUUGGAUCAUGGAGCUGCCCUGUCUUCCCACUGAGACCCCCACCACAGUCAGCUCCUGCUCCACGGACCCCCCGUACGACAACUGCCCACCUUUUGGCCAGCGAGAGAAGGCCAGGGAGAAGGAAAUGGAGUGUAGGGUAGUGUGUCCUUUAGUAAGCAGACCCCCGGGACCCAGCAGCCCUCCGCCCGGUCUGGUCCCAGCUCUGGCUGAAGUUCAGACAGCGGUUGUUGGAGGAAGAGAACCUGGACCCUGGCCAGAUCGUGGCUACUACAGCUGCAGACGAGACCUGGGGGGACUGGCCUGGGAGUCGGAGCUGAGACCAGCCAUGAACAAAGCAAGAGGACAACAGGGAGUUUACUGGAGAGCAGAGGAGGGGGUUUAUCUGAGCCAAAGCCCCAGCCCAUCACAGAGCGAGGAGCAUCAGAGUGCUUUGUCCAUGUAUGAUAACCUCACUGACGCUGGAAUAACUGGCAGCCUCCAGGAAGUCUUCAACAUGGAAACAAGCCUCCAGGAGCYCGCCUACGAAGCUUUGAUCCCAGAAGAACUGUUGCAGGACGACACUGCGAGUGAAGGCAAGAGCCCCUGGUCGUCUUGUGAAAUCAUUCUUGCUAAGCUGGACCAGGACAAGGAGCAAGAACGGGAGACAGAGCUGGACUCAGUAUCCUGUGAUUUAGUGCAGAUGGACCAUCCUARGGCAGGUUCCACACAGCCAUACCAAACCGCAUCCCAGGUCCCGUGGCUUCCUGUUGAAGCUCAGCCAACACUGUCUCCAAGGGUGCCUCCUCCYGUACCCCUCGCUGACCCCUCGGCCAGUGCUCUUCGAAGCAUCCUCACCAACCUCCAGCAGCAGAUAAUCAGGCAGAAGGAGGAGUACGAGGCUCGGAUUAUCAGCCUGGAGCAGCGAAACGACGAGCUGCAGGCGGAGGUCGUUCGGCUGAAAGCGAACCUGUCGCAGCAGCGGCACUGGUACGAAGUCGUCCAGGCAAAGAUCGUGGAGUCGGAGAGCGCCCGGGAUGCCGCGGAGCGGCGCAACGCCACGCUGCAGAGGGAGAUGGAUCAGUUCUUCGACACCUUUGGAGAGCUCAACAACGAGGCGAAGAAGACGGAAUACAUCGUCAAGAACUUUUGAGAAACUUCACCUGUAGGUUGUCUGAUGUGAUCAGGUCUGAAAAGGUGUCUUAAAAUCUAGCUAAGGUCUUUGAUGGUAGUAUGUCACAAAGUUAAACAUACUCCUGCUUAAAUGAAAAAAAAAUAACAAUGUGAAAUAAACUGUAUUUGUCUUAUAAAGAUCACGACAACCACCAGAGAAUCACUGAUGUCCACUUUAUUAGUCUGAGUAUGGGGAAAAGAUGUUUGGCCAAGUGAUAAUGUUGUGGUCAUGACAAUCACCUGGGACAUCUCUGAGCUCUAAGAAGAGCUGAGGGUUUGGAGAACGACUUGGCCACUCAUCAGGAUUUUGUUUUUUUUGUUUUUUUUAAGGCAUGACAGAAGGAAUAAAAUCAUGGUUGUGUACAACAUGGUGUCCUCUGUGAUUCUGUAGUGUCAUAUUUCUGCUUGUCCAACACACUGUGCAAUCAGUUAGGGAAAAAAAGGUAGCUCUGCAGUUCAUUUAAAAAAGGUUCCUCUUUAGGUUGCAGGGUCCGGAUUCUAGUCAAAGACUCCCCCGACUCUUGAACUAUUUUAGAACGACUGCGUGCGCUUUGUUGRUGGGCACACUUCAUCCAAGCGCUCUUCAUUUACAAACUGGGCUUUCUUAAAAAUGACUCGAGAUAACAAUAAGAGUGAUGCACAGUACAAACCAAUAUCACAAACACACAUAAAGGCUUAGAAGGCAAGAAAAAAAUGCAGUCAGGCUUUUGGAACCAAACAGCAUCAUGAUGGUACUUAAAGUGAAAAAAUAAUAAAAACAGACCUGAAUGGACUUAUUUUAUGACAAAAUCUACAGUAUCUUACAGGUGGGAUGCCUUCAUGCAAGCUCAACAAGAUUCUUGUUUCUGUGUUUGUGUGUUGUUUAUGACAGAUUUCAUGGUUUGUUUUGGAACUCUUCACAACUAAAGGAAUGGUUCAGAAAAGAGCGACUCGUGCUUUUCUAUUAAAUGCUUUAACAGGAGGCUGACAAGUUUCACGGGCUUCAGUGUGGUUUGUGUGCAAAAUUUUGCAAGAACAAAACAAAAUAUAUAAAUACAUGUGUCAUAAUGUUAUUCCUCUUUUAGACUUACAGGUUUAUGAUCUGCCUUUGAUAUUACACACUGAUAGUCGGUACCUUAAGUCAAACAGGGUUUAUAUAUCUACAGAUGUGUUGACAGUCUUAAUGAAUCUUAUCUAUCUGUAAUGAAAGGGUCUAUAACCACUGAGUGUCAGAACUUGACAGCUUUACGUACAGUACAUCAUAUCAGGAAGUAAAACUGUAACACAGAAACCACUGCACCUUCUAGCUGUUAGAAGGAAAAGCUUGAAUUCCACGUCACACAUGCUAAUAAAAAA
Messenger RNA from Austrofundulus limnaeus, 3413 nucleotides. RefSeq lists its product as uncharacterized. The coding region runs from base 937 to 2058 and encodes 373 amino acids. The transcript is spliced from 2 exons. The record is from RefSeq and is a predicted model, not a curated record. NCBI's taxonomy places the organism in Eukaryota, Metazoa, Chordata, Actinopteri, Cyprinodontiformes, Rivulidae.